Molecule: messenger RNA, 1654 nt
Organism: Anguilla rostrata (American eel)
Lineage: Eukaryota; Metazoa; Chordata; Actinopteri; Anguilliformes; Anguillidae
Product: odorant receptor 131-2-like
Exons: 2
Coding region: 149-1087 (312 amino acids)
Biological process (GO): G protein-coupled receptor signaling pathway; detection of chemical stimulus involved in sensory perception of smell
Cellular component (GO): membrane
Molecular function (GO): G protein-coupled receptor activity; odorant binding; olfactory receptor activity
Source: RefSeq, a predicted model, not a curated record
CACAUGGUCAUCUGCAUGGUUGAUAAGAGGACGAUGGCUAUCACCUCUCACAAACUUAUUUCUUCCUUUAUUCUCUCCAGCUAAAGGAUUCCCUUUCUUCCCUUACAGGUUGUUUCAAUGACCAUGAACCUUUAGUUCACAACGCAACAUGUCAAGCUCUACUUAUUUGUAUACUAACAUCACUACAGAGAACAGGGGGGUGCCUGUUAAAGCAGUACUUUCCAUGACACCAACUUUCUUCUUCCUGUACGUCAACAUUGUCAUGCUGUUUACCCUGAGGUGUAAGGUCAUCUUCCGAGAGACCUCCCGCUACAUCUUGUUCGCCAACAUGCUCUUUGUGGACACUCUGAGCCUCCUUAUCUGUGUAUUUCUGUACAUCCUAGCUGUGGGAAGAUUGUACUUCAGUGGCAUUGCAUGCCUGGUUGUGGUGGUUUCUGCAGGCGCCCUCAUGCGUAUCUCCCCACUCAACCUGGCUAUGAUGUCUCUGGAGCGGUAUGUUGCCAUCUGCUUUCCUUUGAGGCAUGUUGAGGUUAUCACAUGCUGGAGGACGGGCGGGGCCAUUAUUGUUAUGUGGGUGGUGGGCUCACUGAAUUCUUUUGCUGAUCUUUUAACUUUUGUGAUGGCCGGAUCCAAUUUCGGCUCCACAUGGGGCUUCUGUUCAAGAAACCUGGUGUUUCCGCUGAAAGUGUACAAUCAAAUAAAUACGGCCUUCUCAGUCAUUUAUUUCCUAAUGGUGGGGGUAAUCAUUAUUUACACAUACAUCAGCAUCACCAUGGUAGCCAAGUCUGCCACUUCAGACAAAAUUUCUGCCACAAAGGCUAAUAAGACAGUGCUGCUGCACCUGUUUCAGUUAGGGAUAUAUCUUGCAUCCUUAUUACAUGAGCCGUUACUUAUCGUUGCAUUUAUGUACAUGGACAGGAUCUCUUUCUUAAACGUACAAUAUGUCCUGUUCGUGACACUGCUCAUCUUCCCAAGAUGCCUCAGUCCUCUUAUCUAUGGGCUAAGAGAUCAGAUUUUCAGUCCCAUUUUCCUAUAUAAUUUCACAUUCAGCUUCAGAGGCACAGUCAAGCCAGUUAUGAGUGCAUAGGUACAAAAUUUCCAAAAUAAUGUAAGAUAAUGUCUUGUCAAUAUUUUUUUACAGUGCAUAUUUGAAAUACAGUGUAAAUAACAAGCAGUUGAUGGAUUGAUUGACUGACUGGUUGACUAUGUACUGACUCAAUGACAUUUCUUCCAAUGCUUUUCAUUUUGCAUACUAUAAUAUAAUAAAACAUCAGCACCAGCAUUCCCUCAAAUGCUUAUGCAUGCUUUUCUAUAUAUUUAUAUGACAUUAUAUGUUGACUGAUGCACCCUUGUGGUACAUUGAAUUAGACAUAAUUAGUGCAAGUUGUCCCCAGCACACACAUGUAUAGGAACAUAAAAAUCACAGUUCUCACAUGCAUUAUAACAAACAAGUAGUUGCCAAAGAUGAAUUCUUCAAUCCAAGUUGAUUGUUACACUGAUGACACUAUUCUGUUAACCUAUGCUGCCUCCUUCUCUCAAGUCAUUAAGGACUUUUAUGAGUCAUUUAAUUGCAAACUGAACUGUAUGAUCUUAAACUGGUUUUAACUGCUGGUGAAACCAAAGUCAUGUAUUUUUCAAGGUCAGACUCCAAAUG